Molecule: messenger RNA, 6020 nt
Organism: Gekko japonicus
Lineage: Eukaryota; Metazoa; Chordata; Lepidosauria; Squamata; Gekkonidae
Gene: PYGB
Product: phosphorylase, glycogen; brain
Exons: 19
Coding region: 119-2548 (809 amino acids)
Biological process (GO): glycogen catabolic process
Cellular component (GO): cytoplasm
Molecular function (GO): pyridoxal phosphate binding; glycogen phosphorylase activity
Source: RefSeq, a predicted model, not a curated record
GAAAGAAAACGGCCUCCUGCCCUCCGCGCGGAAGCAAAGCAGGGCUCUUUGCUCGCAAGGGCCCGUAAGGCUGCCACAGUCCUCCUCCUUUGGAGCCCUCGCUGCUUGGCCAGCCAGGAUGGCCGUUCCCCUGACGGACAGCGAGAAAAGGAAGCAGAUCAGCGUGCGAGGCAUCGCCGGGCUGGGUGAUGUGGCCGAGAUUCGGAAGAGCUUCAACCGGCAUCUCCAUUUCACGCUUGUCAAAGACAGGAACGUGGCCACCCCGCGGGAUUAUUAUUUCGCUCUGGCGCACACGGUCAGAGAUCAUUUGGUGGGACGCUGGAUCCGGACGCAGCAGUAUUAUUAUGAGAAGGACCCCAAGCGCAUUUAUUACCUGUCUUUGGAAUUCUACAUGGGCCGAACACUUCAGAACACGAUGGUGAACCUGGGUUUGCAGAAUGCCUGUGACGAAGCAAUUUACCAGCUUGGGUUGGACCUGGAAGAGCUGGAAGAGAUUGAAGAAGACGCUGGCCUUGGCAACGGAGGUCUGGGGCGUCUAGCAGCUUGCUUUCUGGACUCUAUGGCAACGCUAGGACUUGCAGCCUAUGGCUAUGGCAUCCGUUACGAAUUUGGCAUUUUUAAUCAGAAGAUUCUUGAUGGCUGGCAGGUGGAAGAAGCUGAUGAUUGGCUACGUUAUGGCAAUCCUUGGGAAAAAGCCCGCCCAGAGUACAUGCUCCCCGUACACUUCUAUGGCCGAGUGGAUCACACUCCGGAUGGCAUUAAAUGGGUUGAUACUCAGGUAGUGCUUGCCAUGCCUUACGACACUCCUGUUCCAGGUUACAAGAACAAUACAGUCAACACUAUGAGGCUGUGGUCUGCCAAAGCUCCCAACGACUUCAACCUUGAAGAAUUUAAUGUCGGUGAUUAUAUCCAGGCUGUGUUGGACAGAAACUUGGCAGAAAACAUCUCCAGAGUACUGUAUCCAAACGAUAAUUUCUUUGAAGGAAAAGAGCUGCGUUUGAAACAGGAGUACUUUGUGGUAGCAGCCACUCUACAGGAUAUCAUACGGCGAUUCAAGUCUUCCAAAUUUGGUUGUCGGGACCCCGUCAGAACCUGUUUUGAAACUUUUCCUGACAAGGUUGCCAUUCAGCUAAAUGACACCCAUCCUGCCCUUGCUAUUCCUGAGCUCAUGAGAAUCCUUGUUGAUGUCGAAAAAAUGGAUUGGGAAAAGGCCUGGGAAAUAACAAAACGAACCUGCGCAUAUACCAACCAUACAGUGCUGCCUGAAGCACUGGAACGCUGGCCUGUAUCUUUGUUUGAGAAACUCCUGCCAAGGCACCUGGAGAUCAUUUAUGCGAUCAACCAAAAACAUCUUGAUCAUGUGGCAGCCCUUUACCCGGGAGAUGUCGACCGCCUCCGAAGGAUGUCUGUGAUUGAGGAGGGCGACUGCAAGAGGAUCAACAUGGCCCAUCUGUGUGUCAUUGGUGCUCUCGCAGUCAACGGUGUUGCCAGGAUCCACUCGGAAAUUGUAAAGAACUCUGUGUUCAAAGAUUUCUAUGAGCUGGAGCCAGAGAAGUUUCAGAACAAGACUAACGGCAUCACUCCUAGGCGCUGGCUUCUGCUGUGCAACCCUGGACUCUCUGAUGUCAUUGUGGAGGAGAACAAGCUGAAGUUCUCUGCUUAUUUGGAAGAACAGUACAAGGUGAAGAUCAACCCUUCCUCUUUGUUUGAUGUGCAUGUCAAGAGGAUUCACGAGUACAAGAGGCAGCUGCUCAACUGCCUACAUAUCAUCACUCUCUAUAACCGUAUUAGAAAAGACCCCAAAAAAUCCUAUGUGCCAAGAACUGUUAUGAUUGGAGGAAAGGCUGCUCCUGGCUACCACAUGGCAAAAAUGAUCAUCAAACUGAUCACAUCCAUUGGGGAUGUUAUCAAUAAUGAUCCUUACAUAGGAGACAGACUGAAAGUCAUCUUCUUGGAGAACUACAGAGUGUCCCUUGCAGAGAAAGUGAUUCCAGCUGCAGACCUGUCUGAACAGAUCUCCACAGCUGGAACUGAGGCUUCAGGAACAGGAAAUAUGAAGUUCAUGCUGAAUGGAGCCCUCACCAUUGGGACCAUGGAUGGUGCUAACGUGGAGAUGGCAGAGGAAGCCGGAGAAAACAAUCUCUUCAUUUUUGGCAUGCAGGUGGAGGAUGUGGAGGCAAUGGAUAAGAAAGGGUACAAUGCUAAGGACUAUUAUGACAGGAUCCCAGAGCUCAGACAAGUUAUUGAUCAAAUUAAUAAUGGCUUCUUCUCACCAAACGAUCCAGGUUGCUUCCGAGAUGUUGUCAACAUGCUGAUGCACCAUGACAGGUUUAAGGUGUUUGCUGAUUAUGAAGCCUAUAUCAGAUGUCAAGGGCAAGUGGACCAGUUGUUCAUGAAUCCCAGAGAGUGGACUAAAAAGGUGAUCAAGAACAUUGCAUGCUCUGGCAAGUUUUCCAGCGACAGGACAAUCACGGAGUAUGCCAGAGAAAUCUGGGGCGUGGAGCCUUCGGCUGUGAAGAUCCCCCCUCCCAACAUCCCCAGGGAAUAAUCGGCUGCAGAGGUGCAUGCGAAACGCCCUGGUUGGCUUGCCCCUGAGGCACUCCUGCUUCCCAACAAAUUUCCCACAGAUGAAUUCAACGUGCAUUUUACCACCCGUCGAUAGUCUCAUAUUUAUAAAAGACAUGGUGGUUACUUGAAAUGGAGAUGACUGGUGCUGUGGCUGAGGAUGGUAGUCAUGACAGCAGAAGAAAUGGGGGGGGGAGGAGUUGACCAAAGUCCAGCUGAUGAUGGGGAGGGAAGCAAGACCUAAAGAGAUGAGCUCAAGAAAGGCAAUCAGAUGGAGACGUUCUCUCUCUGUUAAUGCUCAUAUUUAACCAAUGCAGUUUAUUUGCAUGUACUAUAUGUCAAGAUGGUACCUGAAUGGUCAGACUCUUACGUUCGUAGCAAGUCCUCCUCCUUAGUAACUAAAUGGAAUCCUAGGUCUAUUAGGAAAGUUGGCUUGUGAGCUGUGGUGGGUUGAAUGGAUUUCCUCUGAAUAAACAGGUGCUGCCCUCUAGAGGAAGGCUAAACAAGGGCUAGCUGGAGCCCUUCUAUGACACCCCCCCCAAGUGCAUUUUCCCAGUUCCUUGUCAUAAAGAGAUUUCUGCCCUGCCUGUCGUAAACCCUUGACGACCACAAGUGGUUCUCAUUAACCAUUUCCAUUUCACUAAGCAAUUUGCAUGCACUGUAAAGAAUGAUCAAGAACACGGAAAUAAAUUAAUAAAUGUUUGGAAGGAGCUGGCCAUGAGACACUGGUGUUAGGGACUAUGAGCUGUGUUAACAUUGCUGAAUGCAGAACAGCCCAUUGAAGCACUAUUCGUGCCAAGCAGCACACAGAAUACACUGUGAGAGCACAAAGUCUUUUGUGUUCUCCCUUGCCACCAUCUUUGUAGGGCUAGGCCUACACAACUUGUGACCCAUUAUGUGUAUUGCGUGAUUUGCCAUGUGCUCGACCGUCCCCAGGGCGAGAAGCAAAAACAGGGUGUUCACUGAGUCAGCUGCCAAGCUUGGUGGAUGGGGCUGCACUUGACUUGGCAAGUUACAAGUUGAACGGCCCUUCUAAAGCAGUCACAUUAAGGGAUGUUUAUUACAGUCUCGUUUCUGCUGUAGCCAGAAGACCCACCUUGUAGCAGUCCUAUCUCGAGUCCCAACCCAGGAGCCUUCAUGCAUCAGUAGAUGCCACAUUCCUACCUUAAUAAAAGAAAACAGCACCCGCUGUUCGACCUUUGAAAAUUUAAUUUCAUCAUAUUCAGAAAUCUUUAUUUUGUCUAUAUUUGCUCUAUAGUGUGAGCUAGUAACUGAGUGAAAGACUGACAUCUCAGUGUGUAACAGUUUAAGGGAAAUUUACAAUUUGGAGGAGAUUUUCCCAUUUGGGCCUAGGCUGGCGAUGUAAUUUGCACUUUAAUGUAAAAUAUCGGGAUCUGAAAUGCAGGUCACAUGAAUGUACUACCCAAGCAGGUUCCAGAACCAGAGAGUUCAUUAAAAAAAAAUACUAAAUUGGCCUUUUGAAUGGUCAGGAAUUAUACUUAGCUAGUAUUAGUGUGAGGAAAUGUUGAAGAACUCCAUAUGUAGAACAAAUCCCCUUAUUUUUUUCAAUUUCUCCUUAGACAAACACCACCAGGUGACAAAUCCCUGCCUGUAUUAAUGGGUCACAAUCAUGUACAUUUUGAACAGGUCGUUGGCACAGUCCAUAUGAACAACCACCACCUGUUCAAUAGGAAGCUCUUAUCCACUUAAGUGAUCUGCAUUAUCAAAGAUGACCGUGAUGAUUCCCUGGGAAUCCGACUUAAGCCAAUGCUCCUCUGUGUGCGGAAUAUCUUACGAAAUCAGUCAAUUAAAAUGUGCAUAAUAAAGAAAAAGAUUCUUAUCAAGAAUAACUUAAAGUCAUUAAAGAAGGCUUUUUUCCAGCCUUCUGACAUGGCUCUCACAGGUCCUUUUCUAUCAUCUACAAUGUUCCAUAAGUAUCAUCAAUAGUGAGGGAAGUAUCUCCACAUCUGCCAAUGAGUGCAUGCUACUGGCAAUGAGGCAAGAGGCUCUUUAUGAAACUAUGUCAAUGACUUAAGGCAAUAGGGCAGUUUUCACAUUCAGCAGUGACCUUAUGCUCUGAGUUUCUGGUCUCUGCACAAAAUGGACCAAGAUAUUUCAGAUAUAGGAGAUCAUAUCGCAGGAGCUAGGACUUAGUAAUCCAUUCGGUCCCUUCCAGCUCCUGCUUUUCCAUGAAAAUACCUAGAAACAGGUAGGAACUAAGGCUGGCUCAUGCACAAACACGGCUUCAUUUCUUGUUUUGUUUUCUGUAGUCUACUGGCAGCUGAAAGUGUAAACUGACUCCACUGAAAAUUUGAUAUUGAUGAAAGACCUAUCUGCGGUGUAAUAUUUCUCAUGGGCCAUUGGCACAUACAGAUCAUUUGAUGUUGCAGUCAUCCAGUGAAAAAUAGGCAUGUGCAACUGCAAGCGUGCCCAAUAGACAUUUUAAGACAAGGGCUAGCCUUAAGAUGGGUAGGCAUUUCUGAAACCACGGCUGUGUUCUUCAAAAAUUAUAACCUACAAUAACUGCAGAGCUAAAUACUGUGAUUUAUUCCAGGCAAGACCAUCUCCUCUUGUCCUGAUUAGUUGCACUGCAUCAAACACCCUGAUCUCAUAACUAAGCCAAGGGAGCUCUCAAUGUGCACCUAACUAGCUUGCUCUCCAGAAGGGCUUUUUCAUUCUCUUCCAUGCAGGAGCAGUUCCGUUUACAUUCCUUUGCGCCCACAGAGCUGUCCCUCCAUUGAAGUGAACUGGAGUCUGUGCAGGUACAGGAGUGGUGUGCAGGUAUUGUAGCACAUACAAAGUCUGGAGGAGAGAAAGACUCAUGCCACAUGGUUUUGAUUCAUUCAAUCAACAACAAACUAGGGUUUUCCAGAACACAAUUUUAUGCAUUAGAGUUAAAGCUGUUAAAACUCAUCCUUUAAUUUUUUAAGUCUGAUAUCAUCAGUUCCAUUGCUUUCGUAUCAAUCCUGUCUUGCUGCCCACAAAAAAUUCCAGAACACUUAAAAUAUCCUUUCUCAGUUGUCAAGAGAAUGAAUUAAGAGAGAAAAGUGAGGGUUUGGUUUGUGUUUUCAACAACCUAGAAUUACAUCACUACUUUCUUUCACUAAAGACACACAGUCACUGUUAAGCAAAAGCAGUUGCUUGCAUGCCAAUAGUCUCAUGAUCUGUCUGGGGUUUUUUGCACUGCACUUGGCUGACAAUUCUUCAUUGUCUUGUUGCAAUUUUAUUGUUGGCAUUUUAGCACUGUGAGCCACUUUUCCCUACUAAAGAUGGCAUCUCUUCAGACAAGAAAUUGCCUAAAACAGAUGAAUUGGUGAUUGCUGAAUUUCUGAUUUACCAAAAUGCUCAAUUGCUUGCAAAAUAUGUGUUUUGUCACUUUCAUGGCAUUGUGGGACUGUGUGUGUUUAUAAUAUUCCUGUUAUUCUUGAGUGCUUUCAACAUUAUUAAAGCAAACU